AUGGCGAACGAAUCAACGAUGACGGAAGAACAAAAGAAAGACACAUACCUGAGUCCUCUCGGGGGAGGACAGCCGCAACCACCGUCACCGCUGACUCCAAUCUCGUCACAUCGAAGUCAAGCCCCUGCCAGCCUAUACUCGACUCGAUCCUAUGUCGAUGGCCACAGCACAUAUUUCAGGCAGGAAGCAGAGCAAGGCGAUGUCCCGGUUGGGGAAAAAGAAGUUGAUGUGGAAGGUAGCCCCAAUGAGAAAUCCUUCGAAGUGACUUGGGACGGGCCCGAUGAUCCCAUGAAUCCCAAGAACACGAGCCUCGCCAGGAAAUGGCUUGUCGUGAUAACGUUGGCCUUUGGCUCAUUGUGCGUCACUUGUACCUCAUCGUUAUACACGACGACAUAUGAGAAAAUGGAUGCCGAAUUUGGAAAUUCCCGAAUCGUCGCAACUCUCGGUCUGGCUCUUUUCGUUUUCGGCUUGGGGUUGUCGCCCAUGUUCCUUGGUCCAUUGUCUGAAUUCUACGGCCGUCGGCCCAUCUAUAUCUUGGCCUAUAUCUUUUUCACCAUCUGGCUCAUUCCCUGUGCCGCCGCCCCGAAUAUUCAGACUAUGCUGGUGGCUCGGUUUCUGGACGGCUUCUCGGGAAGUGCCUUCUUGUCUGUCGCCGGAGGCACCGUCGGCGACAUGUUCACUCGCGACACACUUCAAGCACCGAUGAUGGUCUACACCGCCAGUCCUUUCAUCGGUCCAGGUAUUGGACCCAUUAUCGGCGGAUUCAUCAACUACAACACUUCCUGGCGAUGGUCGUAUUACGUCCUUCUGAUCUGGUCCGGCGCCAUGCUCGGGGCCAUCACCCUCCUUGUGCCAGAGACUUAUAUGCCCGUCGUCUUGCGUAAGAAGGCACAGCAGAAACGAAGAGAGACGGGCGAUGACCGGUGGAAGGCUCCGAUUGAGAUCCUUGAGCAAUCUCUUUUCUGGACGGUGGUGCGAUCUCUGUACCGGCCGUUCAUGCUUUUAUUCAUGGAGCCCAUGUGUUUCAAUUUGUGCCUGUUAUCGUCAAUCCUUCUGGGGAUUCUGUAUCUGUUCUUUGGCGCCUUCAACCUGGUCUUCUCCGAGGUGUACGACUUCAAAUUGUGGCAAGUUGGUCUCUCAUUCCUUGGCCUCCUGAUUGGUAUGUUGUUGGCCAUGGCUUCGGAUCAUUUCUGGCACAAGAACUAUCUUCGACUGCUUUCAAAUCAUGAGAGGAGAACUGGAGAACGCAAAUCCGAGCCAGAGUAUCGCCUUCCCCCUACCAUUGUCGGAGUAUGGUUUUGCGUGGUAGGACUCUUCUGGUUUGCGUGGACAAUUUAUAGGCCCAUCCACUGGAUUGUACCCAUCAUCGCAACAUCCUUCUUUGGAUUCGGCAUCAUUUUGUGCUUCUCGGGAAUCUUCACGUUCUUGGUGGAGGCUUAUCCCCUGUACGCCGCAAGUGCACUCUCCGCCAACUCAUUUGCUCGCAGUUCAUUUGCAGGUGCCUUUCCCUUGUUCGGAGUGCAGAUGUAUAACACACUCAAUUUUCAUUGGGCAACAACCCUCUUGGGUCUUCUUUGCCUGGCGAUGGCCCCUUUCCCCUAUCUGUUCUUCAUUUAUGGCAAAAGAUUGCGGCAAAAGAGCAUGUUCACCAACCUUUCGGCUUGA
Rhinocladiella mackenziei CBS 650.93 is the source of this 1665-nucleotide messenger RNA. RefSeq lists its product as uncharacterized. The record is from RefSeq and is a predicted model, not a curated record. Gene Ontology annotation, biological process: transmembrane transport. Bases 1 to 1665 code for a protein of 554 amino acids. Lineage: Eukaryota; Fungi; Ascomycota; Eurotiomycetes; Chaetothyriales; Herpotrichiellaceae. The transcript is spliced from 2 exons. Gene Ontology annotation, molecular function: transmembrane transporter activity. Gene Ontology annotation, cellular component: membrane.